CAUGAGUCUUUUAAGAGAAAACUUGACAUAUUCCUAAAGUCUAAGGACAGUUUCACUGUGAUAUACUAACACUUUUCAUUCUCCCUCUUUUAUGGUUAAUAUACCUAGGUUCCAGUCUGGAGGCAUUUGUGAUACACUACUACCGAAUAUGGAAGCCCUUUAAGCAAAAGCUUCUUCUGUUCCUUCCAGAACCAUUUGACCAAUUUGUUUCAGGGUUUCGACGCGGUAAAUUAAAUGUGGCGGAUCAAGUGUUUCGACUGAAGUAUGAUGUGAAAUCAAGCCAGUGUCAUGUUGGGAUUUUGUUCUGCAGUGAAUGCAACAACAUGUUGUAUCCUAAAGAGGAUAAGCGUACAAAAACAUUAUACUACGCAUGUCGUAACUGUGAUUAUUCCCAGGAAGCAGACAAUCCCUGUGUUUAUAUCAACAAACUGGAACAGGAAGUUGAUGAAUUGGCUUUAAUUGUACCGGAUGUUGUUCAUGAUCCAACACUGCCUCGAACAGAAGAUCAUAUAUGUCGUCGAUGCGGUAAACAAGAAGCUGUAUUUUUUCAAUCACAGACAUUGAAAGCGGAAGAAAAUAUGCGUUUAUAUUAUGUUUGUACCAAUGUUGACUGUUUACAUAAAUGGACUGAAUAGAUAUUGUACAUAUAUAUGCUAUGAAAGGAAGUCCUGAAUAAGAACUAAACUUGUAAGAUAA
Schistosoma haematobium is the source of this 696-nucleotide messenger RNA. RefSeq names its product DNA-directed RNA polymerase II subunit RPB9. The transcript is spliced from 3 exons. Gene Ontology annotation, biological process: transcription-coupled nucleotide-excision repair; transcription initiation at RNA polymerase II promoter; DNA-templated transcription. Bases 324 to 635 code for a protein of 103 amino acids. Gene Ontology annotation, cellular component: RNA polymerase II, core complex. NCBI's taxonomy places the organism in Eukaryota, Metazoa, Platyhelminthes, Trematoda, Strigeidida, Schistosomatidae. Gene Ontology annotation, molecular function: DNA-directed RNA polymerase activity; nucleic acid binding; zinc ion binding. The record is from RefSeq and is a predicted model, not a curated record.